AUGGCGUCGGGACAGCAGUGGGUGUUGGUGGAAAUGGUGCAGGCAUUUUAUGAGGCUCCUGCUUAUCACCUUAUUCUGGAGGGCAUCCUCAUACUGUGGAUCAUCAGGCUUCUGUUCUCUAAGACCUACAAACUUCAUGAGACCUAUAAACUGACAGAGAAGGAAAAGGAGGACCUGAUUGAGGAAUGGCAGCCAGAGCCACUAGUUCCUGUUUCCAAAGAUCACCCCACUGUCAACUAUGAUGUUGUCACAGGACCUCCCAGUCACAAAAUCAUAAUCAAUGGAAAAGAGUGCAUUAACUUUGCAUCAUUUAACUUCCUGGGUCUCCUUGACAAUGAGCGGGUUAAGCAAAAGGCUUUGGCAUCACUGAAGAAAUAUGGCGUGGGCACUUGUGGUCCAAGAGGUUUCUAUGGGACGUUUGAUGUUCACCUGGAGCUGGAAAGUCGUCUUGCCAAGUUCAUGAAAACUGAAGAAGCCAUUAUCUAUUCAUAUGGCUUUGCAACUAUUGCUAGUGCAAUACCUGCCUACUCCAAGAGAGGGGACAUCAUCUUUGUAGAUGAAGCAGCCUGUUUCUCCAUCCAAAAAGGGCUUCAGGCAUCCCGCAGCUUCAUUAAAUAUUUCAAGCACAAUGACAUGGAGGACUUGGAGAGGUUGCUUAAGGAGCAGGAGCUGGAGGACCUCAAGAAUCCUCGCAAAGCACGUGUGACCCGGAAGUUUAUUGUAGUUGAGGGGCUGUACAUCAACACUGCCGAUAUCUGUCCUCUCCCUGAACUGGUGAAGCUCAAGUACAAAUACAAGGUGCGGAUCUUUCUUGAGGAGAGCAUGUCUUUUGGUGUGUUGGGAGAACAUGGCCGAGGCGUCACAGAACACUUUGGCAUCAAUAUGGAUGACAUUGACCUGAUAAGUGCUAACAUGGAAAAUGCUGUGGCUUCCAUCGGAGGUUUCUGCUGCGGCCGCUCCUUUGUCAUCGACCACCAGCGUCUCUCAGGCCAGGGCUACUGUUUCUCUGCCUCCCUGCCUCCUAUGCUGGCUGCAGCUGCUAUCGAGGCUCUUACCAUCAUGGAGGAGGACCCAGAUAUUUUCAGAGUCCUCAGAGAAAAGUGCAGGCAUGUUUACAAUGCUUUACAGGGAACACCAGGUCUAAAGUUAGUAGGGGUGCCAUUGGCACCAGCUCUUCACUUGGAGCUGGAGAGAGGCUCGGGCUCCAGGGACUCUGACAUGAAGCAGCUCCGCAGCAUUGUAGAUUAUUGUAUGGAAAGACAUGUGGCUCUGACCCUAGCUCGGUACCUGGAAAAAGAGGAGCGCUUUCUCCCCUCUCCGAGUAUCAGAGUGGUGGUCACCAUUGAGCAGACAGAGGAGGACAUUCAGAAGGCUGUGUCUUGUAUCAGAGAGGCGGCUUCAACCCUCCUCAAAAGUUAGCAGACAUCACUGGAGCUUUAACACAAGUCUGCACCAUUGGUUGGGUGGGACAUCAGUGCGAUCCACCGGACUGACUGACUGAAUGUGUUGUGAGAUCUCUAAUAAUGAAUUGACUCUUAGUAAUUCUUUGCCUUUUUUUCCCUUAUGUACCUUGUUAUACUACAUGUUGUAUGUAAUGAACGAGAGUCUUGGCCAUCAGCAGGACUGUCUCAGCUUGUCUUUCUCCUCUGAAUAAAAAUGGCCCCCGAGCACUAAUAGAGAAAACCAUUUUAAACUUGGUUUCCACAGAUCAAAUAACUUGCUGUUUUUAUGAACUGACCAAAGAGGGCCUGUUGUAUUCUUUGAUGUAUUUAAUGUGUCUGAAGUCUACCACUACUUGAAAUGUACACAACAGUUGUUUUUAUAUGCCACUGAUUGUUGUAGCAAACAAAAAUACAAAUUUUUACAUUUUGGAUUCUUUUUUUUUUUUCUUUUUUUUUAAUUCACCUUGAAGUCAUUGGAUUUGUUUGUUUUUUUUUAAGUGGUGUGUGUAUAUAGAGCGAUAUCAGAAUGUGUUUUACUCUGUGUAAGUGUCUUACUGUGUAUCAGUUUUGGGUUAAGGCAGGGUUUUAGCUCUACAGAGUACCAAAAGCCAACAGUAAAUUUUAAACUGGUAUUUUCAAGUGGAUUGACCUGAAUAUUUGUUUUUUUUUAUCUUUAUACAGAAAAGGUUUUGGAAUGGUUUCUAAAACAGAAAUGUAUAUGCCUGGAAUCAAGCAUAUAAGUAAAUGUGAUCUCUUAAAUACUAGCUUUGAAUUUUUUUUUUUCAAAGCUCAAACUGAGGUCACCAUGGGGACAUCCCAGGAAGCAGGUUUUGCUAAUAACUCUGGGUUUGCUAACCCUAAAACGAGGUAAACUCUGGUUUUCUGUUCCAGAAGGAGAGCUAACUGCAACUUUGAGUCAGUUACUGGGGUAACAGACGCUGUGACCUUACCUGGCAGGUUUUAUCCAACAAACUGAGUGUCUCUCUGACUCCUCCCCUCCUGCUGCACCUGAACCACCUGUUUGACACUCCCAUUCAUUUCCUCCUUCAUAAGGUGGCUGUCAGAGUGUCAGAG
This is a messenger RNA of Archocentrus centrarchus (flier cichlid), 2516 nucleotides long. It is a transcript of the gene sptlc1, whose product is annotated as serine palmitoyltransferase, long chain base subunit 1. Bases 1 to 1419 code for a protein of 472 amino acids. The transcript has 15 exons. The record is from RefSeq and is a predicted model, not a curated record. Gene Ontology annotation, molecular function: pyridoxal phosphate binding; serine C-palmitoyltransferase activity. Lineage: Eukaryota; Metazoa; Chordata; Actinopteri; Cichliformes; Cichlidae. Gene Ontology annotation, cellular component: endoplasmic reticulum. Gene Ontology annotation, biological process: sphingosine biosynthetic process; ceramide biosynthetic process.